GCGCCAAAGCCUUGUUCUGCUAAUGCCAUUGCCAGCCAACGAAACCUCUCAUGGCAGUAGCUUUAUCUUCUACUAUCAUUCUCUCCUGUAAUCCCUCCCUCAAUGUCUCUGUCUCUCCUCUUACCUCAACAAGACAGCAGCUUCCCUCCACGGGCUUCACAUUUCCACUCAAUCGACGCCAAAGAUCGGGCCACUUUGGGAUUCGAUGCCUUUCCAUCAAGAAUCGCACAAAGGAUCUGAUAUGCCGACAUGACAUUUUUCCCAAUUUGUUCAGUGCAACUUUUCGGCAUGCAUUGAGUAAACUUGAGACACUAAUUCCUAUGAUCCUCAUAUUUUCUCAACUUUCUUCACCACUACCUUCGGGUGGUUGGGAUAAUUGGUUGAUUUCACCUGCAAAGGCAGUACUUUAUUCUCCUGACACCAAGGUCCCAAGAACUGGGGAGCUUGCUUUAAGGAGGGCUAUACCUGCAAACACAAACAUGAAGGCCAUACAGGCUUCUCUGGAGGAUAUCUCAUACUUGCUAAGGAUUCCCCAGAGAAAACCUUAUGGAACUAUGGAGGGUAAUGUGAAGAAAGCUCUAAAGAUUGCGAUGGACGAGAAGGAUUCUAUUCUGGCAAGUAUACCGUCUGACUUGAAGGAAAAGGGUUAUGAAUUGUACACAUCUCUCAUGGAUGGGAAGGGCGGGUUGCAAGCACUCCUUCGAUGUAUAAAAGAUCAAGAUCCAGACAAAGUAUCUGUUGGUCUUGCAUCUUCACUGGAUACUGUUGCGGAAUUGGAUUUGUUACAGGCUCCAGGGUUGUCAUUUUUGUUGCCUGAGCAAUACUUGAAUUAUCCAAGGUUAACUGGGAGAGCAACAGUUGAAUUUACCAUUGAGAAAGGUGAUGGUUCAACAUUUUCUCCAGCCGCUGGUGGCGAACCAAGGAAGGCUGCUACAAUUCAGGUUGUUGUAGAUGGAUAUUCAGCCCCACUAACAGCAGGAAAUUUUGUAAAACUGGUGGUUGAUGGGGCAUAUAAUGAGGCAAAGCUCAACUGUACUAACCAAGCUAUUCUAACGGAUAAUGGACUUGACAAGAACCAUGGCUACAGUGUUCCUUUGGAAAUAAUGCCCUCUGGCCAAUUUGAGCCAUUAUACAGAACAAUGUUAAGUGUGCAGGAUGGGGAACUACCAGUUCUUCCACUGUCUGUUUACGGAGCUAUUGCUAUGGCACAUAGUGAAACUUCUGAGGAGUAUUCAGCGCCAUAUCAAUUUUUCUUCUACCUGUACGACAAGAGGAAUGCUGGCUUGGGAGGGUUAUCCUUCGAUGAAGGGCAAUUUUCGGUUUUCGGAUAUACGACUGUUGGGAGAGACAUUCUUUCGCAGAUAAAAACAGGGGAUGUAAUCAAAUCCGCAAAACUAGUAGACGGACAAGAUCGGCUUGUAGUGCCAAAUGAGAGUUGAUACAUUCUCUCACCAAACAAUCUCUAUUUUCUGAAUUUUUGUCAUUUGGUAUGGUAAUGAAUUAUGAAUGUGAAUUUCUUGGCAUGAUUGUGUUAUAAACACACUAAACGAGGUUUCUAAGCUUUGGUUGAGUGUUUUUUCAC
Messenger RNA from Tripterygium wilfordii, 1582 nucleotides. Its product is annotated as peptidyl-prolyl cis-trans isomerase CYP37, chloroplastic. The record is from RefSeq and is a predicted model, not a curated record. The transcript is spliced from 12 exons. Gene Ontology annotation, molecular function: peptidyl-prolyl cis-trans isomerase activity. NCBI's taxonomy places the organism in Eukaryota, Viridiplantae, Streptophyta, Magnoliopsida, Celastrales, Celastraceae. Gene Ontology annotation, biological process: protein peptidyl-prolyl isomerization. The coding region runs from base 51 to 1439 and encodes 462 amino acids.